Molecule: messenger RNA, 597 nt
Organism: Colletotrichum siamense
Lineage: Eukaryota; Fungi; Ascomycota; Sordariomycetes; Glomerellales; Glomerellaceae
Gene: hvcn1
Product: Voltage-gated hydrogen channel 1
Exons: 2
Coding region: 1-597 (198 amino acids)
Biological process (GO): proton transmembrane transport
Cellular component (GO): plasma membrane
Molecular function (GO): voltage-gated proton channel activity
Source: RefSeq, a predicted model, not a curated record
AUGGCGACCGACGAGGAGGAGGCAAUCCGGCCUCUGCUCUGGAGCUUCAGCGGGUUUCGCGAGACCAACCGGCCGGCUCCCCUCAGGCAGCAUCUCACCGAGUCCCGCACCAGCCUCAAGGACAUCCUCUCGUCUCGCACAAAGCACUACGCCGUGCUCGCGCUGGUGUCGCUGGACGUGGCAGCGCUGUUGGCCAACAUCUUCAUCGAGCUCGUCGCCUGCGAUAUGAAGCGCGAGGACGAGCCCUGGGUCAGAGACACGCGCGAAGGGUUGACGAUCGCUGGGCUUGUGUUCAGCUGCAUGUUCAUGAUUGAGCUGAUACUCUGUGUGUUCGCCUUUGGUCUCCGAUAUUUCAAGGAUUGGUUUCAUCUGCUCGACGGGGUCGUCAUCAUAGCAAGCUUUGUGAUUGACGUGUUGUCGCACGGCAUCGUUGAGGAGAUUGCUUCGCUUGUCAUUGUCUUUCGAUUGUUCAGGUUCGUCAAGAUCGUCGAGGAGAUGAGCAUGGGCGCGGCGGAGAGGAUGGAGGGCUUGGAAGCGCAGCUGGAGGUCUUGAAGAGGGAGAAUGGGGAGAUGAAGAGGCAGCUGAGCCGGCGAUAG